Molecule: messenger RNA, 2109 nt
Organism: Mesoplodon densirostris (Blainville's beaked whale)
Lineage: Eukaryota; Metazoa; Chordata; Mammalia; Artiodactyla; Ziphiidae
Gene: GYS2
Product: glycogen synthase 2
Exons: 16
Coding region: 1-2109 (702 amino acids)
Biological process (GO): glycogen biosynthetic process
Cellular component (GO): cytoplasm
Molecular function (GO): alpha-1,4-glucan glucosyltransferase (UDP-glucose donor) activity
Source: RefSeq, a predicted model, not a curated record
AUGCUCCGAGGCCGAUCCCUAUCUGUGACAUCCCUGGGUGGUCUUCCUCGGUGGGAAGCCGGCCUCCCUGUGGAGGAUUUACUGCUCUUUGAAGUUGCUUGGGAAGUGACCAAUAAAGUUGGUGGCAUCUAUACUGUGAUUCAGACAAAGGCCAAAACAACAGCAGAUGAAUGGGGAGACAAUUACUUUCUGCUUGGUCCAUAUUUUGAGCAUAAUAUGAAGACUCAGGUGGAACAAUGUGAACCUGUAAAUGAUGCUGUCAGAAGAGCAGUGGACGUAAUGAACAAACAUGGCUGCCAGGUGCACUUUGGAAGAUGGCUCAUAGAAGGGAGUCCUUACGUGGUGCUCUUUGACAUAGGCUAUUCGGCUUGGAACCUGGACAAGUGGAAAGGUGACCUCUGGGAAGCAUGCAAUGUUGGUAUCCCUUAUCAUGACCAGGAAGCCAAUGAAAUGCUGAUAUUUGGAUCACUAACUGCCUGGUUCUUGAAAGAGGUGACAGAUCAUGCCGAUGGGAAACACAUCAUUGUCCAAUUCCAUGAAUGGCAGGCUGGGACUGGACUGAUUCUUUCUCGAGCUCGGAAACUUCCGAUUGCUACAGUCUUUACCACUCACGCCACACUGCUUGGGAGGUAUCUCUGUGCAGCAAACAUCGAUUUCUACAACCAUCUUGAUAAGUUUAACAUAGACAAAGAGGCUGGGGAAAGGCAGAUUUAUCACCGGUAUUGCAUGGAGCGUGCCUCAGUCCAUUGUGCUCAUGUAUUCACCACUGUUUCUGAAAUAACAGCAAUAGAGGCAGAACACAUGCUGAAGAGAAAGCCUGAUGUAAUUACUCCAAAUGGCUUGAAUGUUAAGAAAUUUUCAGCAGUACAUGAGUUUCAAAAUCUCCAUGCCAUGUACAAGGCCAGGAUCCAAGAUUUUGUUCGAGGUCACUUCUAUGGUCAUCUGGACUUUGAUCUUGAAAAAACGUUGUUCCUCUUCAUUUCUGGGAGGUAUGAGUUUUCAAACAAAGGAGCUGACAUCUUCCUAGAAUCCUUAUCCAGGCUAAAUUUCCUGCUGAGGGUGCAUAAAAGUGACGUCACCGUGGUGGUGUUUUUCAUUAUGCCUGCCAAGACAAAUAAUUUCAAUGUGGAAACCCUGAAAGGCCAGGCAGUGCGAAAACAGCUAUGGGACACUGCACAUUCUGUGAAGGAAAAGUUUGGAAAGAAACUGUAUGAUGCAUUAUUAAGAGGAGAAAUUCCUGACAUGAACAAUAUUUUGGAUCGAGACGAUCUGACAAUUAUGAAAAGAGCCAUCUUUUCAACUCAGCGGCAAUCUUUGCCCCCGGUGACGACUCACAACAUGAUUGAUGACUCCACCGAUCCCAUCCUCAGCACCAUUAGAAGGAUCGGCCUUUUCAACAGCCGUACAGACAGAGUCAAGUUGAUUUUGCACCCAGAGUUCCUAUCCUCCACCAGCCCCUUAUUACCCAUGGAUUAUGAAGAGUUUGUUCGAGGUUGUCAUCUUGGAGUAUUUCCAUCAUACUAUGAACCCUGGGGUUAUACUCCAGCCGAAUGCACUGUGAUGGGUAUCCCCAGUGUGACCACCAACCUCUCUGGCUUUGGCUGUUUCAUGCAGGAGCAUGUGGCUGAUCCCACUGCCUAUGGUAUUUACAUCGUUGACAGGCGAUUCCGCUCACUGGAUGAUUCUUGCAAUCAGCUGACUCAGUUUCUCUAUGGAUUUUGCAAACAGUCACGCCGCCAGAGGAUUAUUCAGAGGAACCGAACUGAGAGGCUUUCAGACCUUCUGGAUUGGAGAUACUUAGGCAGAUAUUACCAGCAUGCCAGGCAUCUGACAUUAAGCAGAGCUUUUCCAGAUAAAUUCCACACGGAAAACACAUCGCCACCCAUGACAGAAGGGUUUAAAUAUCCCAGGCCUUCCUCAGUACCACCUUCUCCUUCAGGAUCUCAGGUCUCUAGUCCUCAGAGCAGCGAUGUGGAGGAUGAGAAUGAGGAUGAAAGAUACGAUGAGGAAGAGGAGGCUGAAAGGGAUCGGUUAAAUAUCAAGUCACCAUUGUCUCUGAAUCACGUUCCUCGUGGGAAGAAGAAGCUGCAUGGCGAAUACAAGAACUGA